CAUGUCGGAAACAAUGGCCAAUGGAGAGGGCGUCAAUCCCGAUUUGGUUUUCAUCACGGAAGUGACGAAGUCGAGAAAAGGAAGAGCUAGAGUACACAACAAAGAUGGCGGCGGCCGCUGAACAGGCAAAGAAAGGCCCACACGUGGGGAAAACGAAAAAGCCUCCAGCUCGUUACUGGCACGAGAAGAAAGAUGAAAGCGACGGUGGAAUACAGGCUGUUGAUUCACAGCAGCAGAUGCCUCAAAAAACGUCAGCAAAGAAGAGGAUGAAAAAAAACGACCAUGGACAAGAAAAACGCUUUAAAUCUGGGAAACAAGAUGCUUUCCCAGGACCUGCUUCUAUUCCCGAAGCCACGCUGCAGAAGUUUACAAGGAAAGGGAAAACGAAAGAGGAGGUCAGCAAGCACCACUUAAAGCUGAAAGAAUCCAUUGCUCGUUCAGAUGAAGCCUCAGAAAUGGCCCAAAAACAAGCUGCCCGGUUUGACCUUCUCCUCCCAGAAGAAGCAGGGUUUCUAGAAGGAGACGAAAAUGAGGACACAUGUACUAUCUCACAGCAAGAUAUCGCAGAUGCUGUGGAUAUAACGUCUGGGACCAAGUAUUUUGACCUGAAUCUGUCUCAAUUUGGACCAUACCAACUGGAUUACAGCAAAACCGGACGUCACCUGCUGCUUGGUGGGAGGAGAGGGGCCAUGUUGUGUGUUGACUGGCAAUCCAAACAGUUGAUGUGUGAAAUAAAUGUGAUGGAGUCCAUUCGUGUUGUUCGGUAA
Molecule: messenger RNA, 767 nt
Organism: Hippocampus comes (tiger tail seahorse)
Lineage: Eukaryota; Metazoa; Chordata; Actinopteri; Syngnathiformes; Syngnathidae
Product: WD repeat-containing protein 46-like
Exons: 7
Coding region: 105-767 (220 amino acids)
Biological process (GO): maturation of SSU-rRNA from tricistronic rRNA transcript (SSU-rRNA, 5.8S rRNA, LSU-rRNA)
Cellular component (GO): nucleolus; small-subunit processome; 90S preribosome
Source: RefSeq, a predicted model, not a curated record